AUGAUCAAUAAUAUUCGAAACUCUUUUCUUGGUAUGCUGAAAAAUUCAUCUUGGAUGGAUGAAAUUUCAAAAAAUAAAUCAAUAGAAAAAGCAUUGGUUAUUGAUGAAAAAAUUGGUUAUCCAGAUUUUUUAGGCAGUAAUAAUACAACACAACUCGAAAAAAUGUAUCAAGAGUAUGUUUUCAAUGAAUCAUAUAUAAGUAAUGUUUUAAAAUUAUUAAAAAUAAAAGCCAAUGAAAAUCUUCGAAUGCUUCGUGAACUUGUUGAUCGUAAAGCAUGGGGUACUAGUCCCCCAACUAUAGUCAACGCUUUUUACAGUCCACCAAGAAACCAAAUCAUUUUUCCAGCUGGUAUUCUACAAAUGCCAUUUUUCAAUAAAGAUGCACCAAAAUAUUUGAAUUAUGGUGCUAUCGGAAUGGUUAUUGGUCAUGAAAUUACUCAUGGUUUUGAUGAUAGUGGUCGUCAAUAUGAUAAAGAUGGAAAUCGUAUUUCUUGGUGGACUGAUGAUACUAUUAAAAAAUUUAAUGAACGUAAGCAAUGUAUAAUCGAUCAAUAUAGUAACUAUGUUGUAACUCAAAUUAAUAGGACCUUGAAUGGAUUUCAAACACAAGGUGAAAAUAUUGCUGAUAAUGGUGGAAUAAAAGAAUCAUUUUAUGCUUAUCAAAACUGGAUUCGAACGCAUCCAAAUGAAGAUAAAAAAUUACCUGGUCUAUCUGAGUAUUCAGCAGAACAAAUGUUUUUUAUUAAUUAUGGACAGAUUUGGUGUUCAAAAAUGACUAAUGCUAAUGCAUUGAAUAGAAUUUUAACAGGUGUUCAUUCACCGGAAGAAUUCAGAGUUCGUGGUCCAACAUCAAACUUUGACGAAUUCGAUCGGGCAUUUAAAUGUUCACCUGGGCAAAACAAUAGUCAAAAUUCCAAAUGUGCUGUUUGGUAA
Molecule: messenger RNA, 933 nt
Organism: Rotaria sp. Silwood2
Lineage: Eukaryota; Metazoa; Rotifera; Eurotatoria; Philodinida; Philodinidae
Source: the annotation of a GenBank genome assembly